CAUCAUCUUCGCCAUCCAUCAUCUCCGCUGAUCAGUCCUGCCCGCACCAAUUGAUACAAAACGCUCGCCGGUGUAUUACUCGGCUGCGGAAGUGUGGCACGUCCCGCUCAGCAGCAAACGAAGGCGCAGAACAUCGACCACAGCUACAAAUCCGCUUAGACACUUGAUCGCAGGCCAAGUAUGACCAUCUGCGCCCAGUAGUGGCCGCUUUCUGCUCUUCUCUUGUCAGUUCGCUGCUCUUUCUGACCUUGCUGCACCAUGGACAGCACCGCCGCCGCCUUUGACACGGCCAAUACUGUCAAGCUCAUCGAUCCCACCCGCGACGCCCUCUACAAUUACGACUCGGCCGAGCAGAAGAAGAUCAAUGAAGCGAGGCCAUGGCGUUCAGACCCGCAUCACUUCAAACAUGUGCGCAUAUCGUCAAUGGCCCUGGUGAAGAUGGUCAUGCAUGCACGAUCAGGAGGCGACAUUGAGGUCAUGGGCCUGAUGCUGGGCUAUGUCGAGCACGAGACGUUCAUCGUCACAGAUGCGAUGCGCCUGCCUGUAGAAGGGACAGAAACGCGGGUCAACGCGGGUGAUGAGGCAAACGAGUACAUUGUCAAUUUCCUUGAGAAGUCGCGCGCGGCAGGGCAACAGGAGAACUCCGUGGGAUGGUACCACAGCCAUCCUGGGUACGGCUGCUGGCUUUCUGGUAUCGACGUGACGACUCAAUUCAACUACCAGACCUAUACCGAUCCAUUCCUGGCAGUCGUCAUCGAUCCGCACCGGACGAUCAGCUCGGGCAAGGUGGAGAUCGGAGCUUUUCGAACAUAUCCGGAGGGCUACAAGCCGGAAGGUCAGGCGUCUUCUGCUGAGGGCAUGGCUGCCGUACCCAUGGCAAAAGCGCAGGAUUUUGGCGCUCACGCAAACAGAUACUAUCCACUCGAGGUGACACACUUCAAGUCGACUCUCGACAAUAAGCUGCUUGAGGCACUUUGGAACAAGUAUUGGGUGCAGACCCUCUCAUCGACACCUCUGGAGACCAACCACGACUAUGUUACUAACCAGAUCGCGGAUUUGGCUGCAAAGACCAAGCAGAUGCACGGAGGCACAAAGACAUUCAACGCCUCCCUCGCGCCGUCUAAGAAGGGCAAGGGGGAUGAGCAGAUGGCAAAGUUGGUCAAGGCAGCUGAGAAGAUUGCCAGUGAGGAGAAGAUGGGCCUCAUGGCUUCCGUUGUCAAGGAGGGUUUCUUUGCGGACAACGCGGUCCAGGUUGCUGAAGCCGCGGAAGUCGUCGAAGGUGGCGCAGAUACCAAGAUGGAAGAGUAGAUGGCACUGCUCAGCUUGCCGAUGCGCAUGUUGCGCUACGCUCAACAGAUAUUGAGCGCAUGACUUUACGAACGG
This is a messenger RNA of Cercospora beticola, 1383 nucleotides long. RefSeq names its product Mov34/MPN/PAD-1 family protein (gene RRI1). Gene Ontology annotation, biological process: protein deneddylation. The record is from RefSeq and is a predicted model, not a curated record. Lineage: Eukaryota; Fungi; Ascomycota; Dothideomycetes; Mycosphaerellales; Mycosphaerellaceae. Gene Ontology annotation, molecular function: protein binding; metallopeptidase activity; deNEDDylase activity. Gene Ontology annotation, cellular component: COP9 signalosome; cytoplasm.